GUGUCAGAGAGAAGCGGAACCGCUGGAGUUCGGAGCUCCGAGUCACAGCCGAACAAAACGGAAACAACAAACACGGUUUACUCGCGCUUUAGUGAAAAUCAGCCGAGUUUGUGUUUUUAAAGAGCCGAGGCGUGUGAAUGAAAGGCGCUUUUUAAAAGAAUCCCAGUUUAUAAUCUGCGGUUCCGAGAACAGAGGACUCCGGACAGCAACACACCGCUGCGGUUCGGCUUUAAACUCCGGCGCUCCGGUUUUCAUCUGAUCUUUAAAACACUUUCAGCAAUAAACUGCUGAAUCACUGACACAGAGAGAGAGAGAGAGAGACACACACACACAGAAAGAGAGAGAGAGACACACACAGACAGAGAGAGAGACAGACACACACAGACUCUCUCACACAUAUACACACACAGAGACAGACACUCACUCACACACACGCAGAGACACACUCACACGGGUCCGGCGUGUUUUAAUCCUCCUGCAGAAGUCUGCUGUCGUGUGAGUGUGUGUGUGAUGAUCCGGACACCCAGACGCGUGUCUCCGGCCCCAGCCCGGGCUCCUCUCUCUCUCCCCUCCUGCCCUCAGAAGAAGCUCCUGUCCGGAGUCAGAGCAGAUGUGCUGAGUUCGGGACUCGCGAGUCCGCCCAUGAGCUCGGUGCCGCUCGGCUACUUCACACAGCUCGGGAACACACCGGCGACCGAGCGGAGAGCCGCAGACUGUCUGUACGCCACCCCGCACGGAGCACGAGCUCAGCAUGGCCGCCACUCUUCAACCCGACUCCCGGCAAAGAGGCGGUUGGAUUUGGAGGAUCCGCUCUAUCUCCCAGAUUUCCGCACGCCCAAAGGAAAGGGGAACACGCCCUCGGCGAAACUCUCCAGCCCAAGAACACCGAAGUCUCCAGGCGAGCGAACGCGCUACGACACCUCCCUCGGCCUGCUCACCAAGAAGUUUGUGGGGCUGCUGAGCGAGUCAGCAGACGGCGUUCUGGACCUGAACUGGGCCACUGAAGUCCUGGAGGUUCAGAAGAGGAGGAUCUACGAUAUCACCAACGUGCUGGAGGGAGUUCAGCUUAUCCGCAAGAAAUCCAAAAACCACAUUCAGUGGCUGGUGACUGGUGUGUUCGAGGGCUCUGCGAGUGCUUCGGAGCGAACGAAUGCUCUGCAGAGAGAACUCGCCGAGUUGGACAGGAAGGAGAAUGUUCUGGAUGACCUCAUCCAGUCUAGCACCAAUCAGCUGCGAGAGCUCACUGAAAACAAAGACAACCAACAGCUUGGAUAUGUGACCUAUCAGGACAUUCGGUCCAUACCAAGCCUGCAGAAGCAGACAGUGAUUGCAGUCAAAGCUCCUUUUGAAACCAAGUUGGAGGUGCCAGAGGUAUCUGAGCAGGGGUCGAUGCAGAUCUACCUAAAGAGUAAAAACGGUGCUAUCGAGGUGUAUCUGUGUCCAGAGGAGGUGCUUGAGGAUGAAAGCCCAGUAAAGGGUGCCAUGAAGGACCACUCGUAUGGCAUCACGCAAACGAUUCACUCCAACACGCCAUCUCGUCCGGACACGCCUAAACAGCAGCAUGGCCUGGAAGCUACACCGUCUAAAUCCCAGGCUCUGAGUAACAGUAGCAGCUCCACCCUGAUGGAUGUCGAGGGCAUUCUGGGGCUUCCUCCCAGCCUGCUGCAGAUCACUGAAGAUCAGCUCCCGGGAACAGCCUUGACCUCUGACCCCUCAUUCGUCAGUUUCUCGCCUGCUCUCGACCACGAUGACUACCUCUGGGGGCUGGAGGACGGAGAGGGGGUUUCAGACUUUUUCGAUAACUACGAUCUGGGGGAUCUACUCCAGAGCUGAGGCCGUGUGUGAAAUGCGCAGUUUGUGCGACGUGAGAAAAUGCAACCAACCAACCAACCAAGGAAAGGAAAUGAAUGCCUCAUGAGCCAUUUGAGCCUUUUAUUAUUUUUUUUAAAUAGAAAUAGUGAUAUCAAGGUUAAAUUUGGAUCUAAAGCUUCAUAGUUCAUGUUAAGAUCUGCAUGCUCAUGCUAAUACUCGCACACUGAAUCACAGAGCGCCCCCUAGAGGACAUAACCAGCCCAGUCUCAGAUCAGCAAAAGGAUAUCGUCUUUCGGCUUUUAUCACCAAGUCCAAAUAUUUGUAAUGAAAUUACACCGUGUUUUCCAAUCCUCCAUCUUCACAUUUUGCCGUGUCUGCUCUAAAACGCCCUGUUUAACCCAGUGAAGUGCCUGUAAACACACAUUUUGUGUUAAAGCAGGAAAAAUACUAAAAUGUGUUGCAGAAGCGGAAUAACGCAGAUCAGAAUCGGCAAAUGACCAAAUGACUAGUCUGAGGAACAGGUUUAAUUACACAAGAAAGCCAUCACUGAUUUGCUAUAGUUAGUUAGUUAACUAGUUCUUUGGAAUAUAGAUUUUCUGAUAAAGGAAAGAUAUUUUUGUACCGUGUAAUGUAAUUUCACCAAAAAAAGACACUGUAGUAAUUUUGGUUGGUACUUUUUAUUAUUUUUCGUGUUUCCUGUAGAUGAGUUGAACAUGCGUUGUUUUUCAUUGAUUUCAAUUUUAUACUAAAACUCAGGAAUUUUUUUUCAUGCUUUAUGAGGUCCAAAGUUAAGCUUUUGUACUGUCAGGAAAUAUUUUUUAUUUUUACUUCUUUUUUUUUCAUUUUGCCACUAGAGGGCAGCAGUAGGCCAGUAUAACGCUGUCAUUCACUUAUUUCAUAUUGGUGCUUCUUAUAUAAAGUAUAUUCUCAGAAAAAGAAAAAAAAGGGUCUUAAUCUAGACAUUUCUACGGAAGCCGAGAGAGGCCCUUCAUAUAAUCCUUUUUUUUAAUUCACCUGUUAUCUCGAGAUAACACAUAAUUAAUUCAGGAUCUCAAGAAAACAACACAACUAAUUCAAGAGCUCGAGAAAACAAAACCGUUAUUCUGUGAUCUCGAGAAAACAAAACAAUUAUUCCGUGAUCUCGAGUAAACAGCUGAGAAAUGGUUCAUUCAGGUGCGCCAAGAGACUUGUGAUACGCUGACUUUGGGGCUAUUUCUCAUUCUGUAUAGACGCAACUUUGGUCAUUAGAAUGUCUGGAAUAAUCGAUCACCUAAUAAGGCAAUAUUUUGAUCAGGGGUUGACACAGGGAGAGAUUGCAUUAAGUCUUUUAAUAAGGGAUAAUUUCAAAAUGAGUCCGCGGCACCUCCGCAGAAGACUGGCCCGGCUUCGUCUCUACCGACGGAGAUACAGUGAUCCAGCUGAGAUCAUGAAAUAAUGGUUUUGUUUUCUCGAGAUCUCGAAUUAGUUGUGUUGUUUUCUCGAGAUCCUGAAUUAAUUAUGUCGUUCUCUCGGGAUAACAAGGUGAAUAAAAAAAGAUUAUAUGAAGGGCCUCUCGCGGCUUCCGUACAUUUCCUUGUCACUGGGCUGGUAAUCUUAUCUUCCGGACCUUUAAUACACACUUUCAACAUGGAAAGCUGGCUGUAGUGGCUUAAAAAAAAAAAAACAUUUAAGGCAUACUGUAUGUAUUUGUACAGUAUUUGCUGUACCCUGUACUUUAACCUUUAACUGUGCGCUAUAUGCAGCUUUGUAGGUAAAAGGUUGGUACUAAAGGUAGGAAAGGUUAUGGGUACUGCUCCAGUGAUGAGGAAUGGUACUUACAGUACAAGUACCCUAGUUUUUGUGUGUGUGUGUGUGUGUGUGUGUGUGUGUGUGUGAAAUCUGUGAAAAACUGAAAAACCGUAGUGAGACAUGUACACAAUAUGAAAUCUCACACUCGUGCCUGUGAAACCCAGAGCUGCGUAAUCCAGAACAAUCCAGACUCGCUCUCAGUACUGUUCUUGCUACCUCUCAGAUUUAACCUUGAAAGAUAACGUGAAUGAAUGUUUUACCACUUAAACACAAAGGAUGUACAGCGUUUUGGCAGCUAAGAGUUCAUCGAUGGGAUCCUUUUGUUUUUAGUGUUUCAGAACGUUUUCUGUUAUUUUUAUCCUCACUGUAGGUCAGUCUAUUAUGGAUUAAAAGAGAAAUCAGACACAUCUGUCUUUUUGUUUGUUUGUUUGUUUGUUUGUUUUAAACAACUUGUAGAAGAAAGAAAAAAAUGACACAAAUUUACUGCUAAUUACAAAUGCAGUCAAUCAGCUGUGACUCAUUUUCAGGCCUAAAUCUGCACACGAGCUUUAAGUGGCAUCGUCUGGGACGAUUAUUAGCUAACUGUGGAUAAUGAAAUAAGUUUUUUUUAAAAAAUUAUAAAUUGAUGCAUGAUGUGGGAUAUCUACAAUAAAACCUUUAUCAAUUUGAUGGAAUUUUUUUUUUUUUACUUGUGAAGUGACCUGCACUUCAGUACAUGCUGUAUGUGUUGAUCAUAUUACUUUUAUAAUGUUAUUUUAUUUCAUAAUAUAAUCCUUAUUUUAUCGUAUAAUUUGAGGCGAAUGUGUGGAGAAUUUGGCAUGCGGUUGUGGUGAACUGGUUGUGAACAUUUAUCCUCAAAACUUAAGUCCAAAAUGAGAUGUUUUGGCUGAUCUACAUGUCAUUAUCGUACUGUAGUUUGAAUUUUUCUCUGAAGUAAUCCUUUUAAAAGGAAACUCCUCCAGCUGGAAUUUAAUUACGUGUCGCUUUAUGGCAGGAACAACAAAGACAAUUCUGCGUUUUAUUUUUCUGACGCUGAAUUCUUGCCCCACCUGUCUGAAAAGCAGAACCUGUACUAGUGUGUGUGUGUGUGUGUGUGUGUGUGUAGGUCAUGGCUCAUUUUUAAACACCACAAUGAUUCAGCCUCGUCUCUUACCCCGUGCUUAACGUUGUUUUUGAAAGGGGACAGGCUGAAAAAUUCUGACUCAUUUCAAGAGAUGUGAAAUCGUGCAGGAAAGUUUUAACUUGAUCCACAAUAUAAAGAUGAACACGGAUAUGAUCUUAAGCUUAACUUAAAAAUUCAACCCAAGACUGGAUUUUAUCUCUAAUUAAUAGGUUAUUAAUUAAAAUUGCCAUAAUUUGUUAUGAAACUGAUUUUCAAUGAACAUUAUUGAUUCUCUGAUUCUAAAAUCCAAUCCUAAGACUCGCCUUUGUGUGAAUGUUGAGCUGGGUUGUUGGGUUUUUUUUUUUCCUUUUCCCCCAGGGUUUCUUGUUUACUUGUCCCACAUAUGGGACUAAUGUCCUGUCCUAACAAACUUGAAAAUUGUCUGCUUUUGAGCAUGUUUUGGUGUGUGUAUGUGAGGUAUUAGGUAGUGAGUUUCAUUUAGCAGUGAAAUUGUUUAGUUGAAUUUUAUAGAGUUCUUUGUAAUGUGCAUUAUAUUUGCUAUCAGCUGAAGAGUUGAUUUUGUAUUUAUAUUGUAUUUGACAGAAAUAAUUGUCUUAGUGUAAUGUGUAAAUAAGCAUCUGUAAAAGGCAGG
Messenger RNA from Neoarius graeffei (lesser salmon catfish), 5354 nucleotides. It is a transcript of the gene e2f2, whose product is annotated as E2F transcription factor 2. Gene Ontology annotation, biological process: regulation of transcription by RNA polymerase II. The coding region runs from base 511 to 1833 and encodes 440 amino acids. Gene Ontology annotation, cellular component: RNA polymerase II transcription regulator complex. The record is from RefSeq and is a predicted model, not a curated record. Gene Ontology annotation, molecular function: DNA-binding transcription factor activity, RNA polymerase II-specific; RNA polymerase II cis-regulatory region sequence-specific DNA binding; protein dimerization activity. Lineage: Eukaryota; Metazoa; Chordata; Actinopteri; Siluriformes; Ariidae. The transcript is spliced from 8 exons.